UCCCUUUUAUUCCUUUUAUUAAUUCAUCCAUUUUUUUAAAUUUAAAUUUUGAAUUUGAAUUUUGAAUCAAAAUAAAAUAAAAAGAAAAUGGAGAGUCUCUUGGGGCUUAUCAAAGUCCGUGUGGUGCGAGGGGUGAACCUCGCGUACCGCGAUGCGAGGGGGAGCGACCCCUACGUUGUCCUCAGGAUGGGCAAUCAGAAAUUAAAGACAAGUGUGAAAAAGAAGAGUGUUAAUCCAGUGUGGCAAGAAGAUCUCACACUGUCCAUUUCGGAUCCUUCUAUACCAAUCAGGCUUGAGGUUUACGACAAGGACACGUUCAGCAAGGACGACGACAUGGGGGACGCGGACCUGGACGUGCAGCCGUUCGUGCAGGUGGCGAAGAUGGACCUGGCAGACAUCCCGAGCGGGACGGUGGUGCGGACGGUGCGGCCGUGCAAGCAGAACUGCCUGGCCGACGAGAGCCACAUUGUGUGGAAGAACGGCCGGCUGGUGCAGGACACCAUCCUCAGGCUCAGGAAUGUCGAGAGUGGCGAGGUCCAGCUGCAGCUGCAGUGGGUUAACAUCCCAGGUGUUGCCCUCUAGGCCCCUUUUCCCACAAAGCACUUUGAAAGGAAACAAACUACUAAUAGCAUCCAUAUGGAUGAUAUAUUUUUGUAUUCCGUGUUUUGUUCCUCAAAUUUGAAAUAUUUUAAAUUAA
Ananas comosus (pineapple) is the source of this 697-nucleotide messenger RNA. RefSeq names its product protein C2-DOMAIN ABA-RELATED 5-like. The transcript has 3 exons. Lineage: Eukaryota; Viridiplantae; Streptophyta; Magnoliopsida; Poales; Bromeliaceae. The record is from RefSeq and is a predicted model, not a curated record. The coding region runs from base 88 to 582 and encodes 164 amino acids.